AUGGUUGAGCAAAUGUUCUCGUCCCACUAUUUAGUUAGCCCUGACUUGUCAUACAUCCAAGAGGACUUUCAGCAACAGGCACCUGUUAGAGACUCUAUUAAUUUGAGUCUUAAAUUUGGCAACUCAAAAGGGAUCAGUGGCUAUUGCAGCUACGCUAGCUCUAGUAGCAACAUCAAUUCUGGCAAUAACAUUAGCAUGGCAGGUGAGAAUAGCAACAACCAUAUUUGUAAUAACAAUAGUAACUAUAACAAUAUCAAUAGUAUUGCCCUGGACGCAAACUUUGGUAGUUGGCCGAAUGGGACUACCGGAUUAUGGAGCCCAACUGGAUAUACUCAUUUCUCCAAGGAUCUUGAGCUGGAUUCGAUUUCCAAUCUUGAAACAGAGUUUUCGUCCCCCUUUAUGGUAUUUGAUGCUGACAAUUUAAAUUCACACUUUAAUUCAAAUGAACGCUUUAUUUCUGAAGUUGAUAAAUUUAAUACAACAGACUACGGAUCAGAGAAUACUUUUUUUAACUCUCAUCUGCUGUCAAGCCCUCGCAAGAGAUCGGUUAUAAGCUGUGAUGAUAGUGUUUCAACCUCUUCAACCUUGACGACCCCGGAGGCUGAUUCUGGUUCGGCAUCCGAAGAACAAAUAACAGAUUAUCAUCUAGAUAUAAAGACGGCUAUAAAGUUGGCAACUAAUGCUAUCAGUAACUCCACAAACUCUGACCGUAGGGGACCUGUUAAAAGAUUCGAAAGCGUCUCCGAUAAUCUAAUAAAAAGGUUUUCAAAACAAUCACUUACUAAGACGCUUCCUAAAAAUGGCUCUCUCAUCUGCACUCAUUGUAAUGAGACUUUUUCGUGCCACUUAGACAUGGCCAGCCAUUUCGAUCAGUUUAAGCUAAUCAGAUCUCAUAAAUGUCCUAUUAGCUCAUGCCCUUUCAACAUUAUUGGUUUUGAGAAAAAGGCAUUUUUAAGACAUCACUUAAUCUCGCAGCACUUCAAAAAAGGCUAUCUUAUUCCGGAAUUUAAUCAGUAUGGCAAAGAAAUUCACUCCAUGAUCUAUAAAUGCGAUGAAAACGCUUGUGGUAAAUGUUUUUAUCGUAAAGAUUCGUUGUCUCGUCAUAUAAAGCUUGUUCACAACAAUAAGUCUUCAAAGUUCAAUAGAAAAAUUGAAAGAGAAAAGCAGUUUCUGAGAAUAAAGAAGACAAUCGAGUUAUAG
Priceomyces carsonii is the source of this 1200-nucleotide messenger RNA. RefSeq names its product Rme1p (gene RME1). The coding region runs from base 1 to 1200 and encodes 399 amino acids. Lineage: Eukaryota; Fungi; Ascomycota; Pichiomycetes; Serinales; Debaryomycetaceae. The transcript has a single exon. The record is from RefSeq and is a predicted model, not a curated record.